Triticum turgidum subsp. durum (durum wheat) is the source of this 957-nucleotide messenger RNA. NCBI's taxonomy places the organism in Eukaryota, Viridiplantae, Streptophyta, Magnoliopsida, Poales, Poaceae. The record is from the annotation of a GenBank genome assembly.
AUGGCUCAGCCGUCGCUGCUCCUCGGCUCUCCGGCAUCGAUUGUCCUCCUUAUCACCUUCUUCCAAGGACCGGUAGUGAGCGCCAUCACGUUCACCUUCGCCAACCGGUGCACGGACACGGUGUGGCCCGGGUUGCUCUCGGGCUCCACCUCGCCGCCGCUGGAGACCACCGGCUUCGCGCUCUCGCCGGGCCAGUCGCGCUCAAUCUACGGGCCGACCGGGUGGUCGGGCCGCUUCUGGGCGCGCUCUGGCUGUAAUUUCAACGGCGGCAAGGGCACCUGCGUCACGGGGGACUGCGGCUCCGGCGAGAUAGAGUGCCGCGGCGCCGGGGCCACCCCGCCCGCCACGCUCGCGGAGUUCACCCUCGACGGCGACGGCGGGAAGGACUUCUAUGACGUCAGCCUCGUCGACGGCUACAACUUGCCCAUGCUCGUGCAGCCGUCCGUGCCUGGGUGCCCCGACACCGGGUGCCUCGUCGACCUCAACGAGCGCUGCCCCUCCGAGCUCCGCUCCGGCGGCGGCCUCGCCUGCCGCAGCGCCUGCGAGGCCUUCGGCAAGCCCGAGUUCUGCUGCAACGGCGCCUACGGGAACCCUGACACGUGCCACCCCUCCCAGUACUCGCAGCUCUUCAAGUCGGCGUGCCCCAAGUCCUACAGCUACGCCUACGACGACGCCACCUCCACCUUCACCUGCAACCACACCGAUUACACCAUUACCUUCUGCCCGCAGUCCAAUCCUUACAGUGGCAAACCGAACAAGCACGCAUUGCGGAGGCCGAGCCAUGAGCAGCUUGAGGACGACGUGUGGCUGGCAUCUUUGAAGAAAACCAGCGGCGCCGGUGGAAGCAGCAUGGCAUCAUGGUCGGCGUCCGGAGGUUUCCAAGCCGCCCUGGCAAUUGCUGUGGCCGUCGUGCUUGCCGCGGCACAGGGGGGUCAUCCCCGUUUCAGCUUGUUAUGA